AUCAUAUUAGUACUUAAUGUAAAAAAAAAAGAAGCAAUAACUACUUUUAGUUGAGGUGAGUGGAGAGAGUGACUCGUCAGCAGUAACAUGUACACGUAACUCGGAAGAAUCUGCGUCUGUUCAAGUCGCUUCGCCUGCUAAAAGUAGCCGCUACAAAACAUGCUGCAGUAAUGAGGCUGACCUAUAUUCAUCAAGUAAACUGAUAGGAUGAGGCUGGUCAUUCUGGACGACUAUAACCUGGCCAGCGAGUGGGCAGCAAAAUACAUCCGCAACAGAAUCAUCCAGUUCAAGCCGUCUGCUGACAGAUACUUCACCCUGGGUUUACCUACAGGGAGUACUCCUUACGGCUGUUACCAGAAGUUGAUUGAAUACUACAGAAAUGGCGAUAUUUCUUUCAAAUAUGUGAAAACGUUCAACAUGGAUGAGUACGUCGGUCUGCCUCGUGCUCAUCCAGAGAGCUAUCACUCCUACAUGUGGAACAACUUCUUCAAGCACAUUGACAUCGAUCCAGCCAAUGCUCACAUCCUGGACGGAAACGCAGAAGACCUGGAGGCAGAGUGUCAGGCUUACGAGCAGAAGAUCGCAGGGGCCGGAGGAAUCGAGCUGUUUGUAGGAGGUAUCGGUCCUGACGGUCACAUAGCGUUCAACGAGCCGGGUUCCAGCCUUGUUUCCAGGACCAGAGUGAAAACCCUGGCAAAGGACACCAUCGUUGCCAAUGCUCGUUUCUUUGGCAACAACCUCUCCAAAGUUCCCACCAUGGCUCUCACUGUGGGGGUGGGAACUGUCAUGGAUGCCAAGGAGGUGAUGAUUCUGAUCACAGGAGCACACAAAGCCUUCGCUCUGUACAAAGCCAUAGAGGAGGGAGUGAACCACAUGUGGACGGUCUCAGCCUUCCAGCAGCACCCUCGCACCAUCUUCGUUUGCGAUGAAGACGCCACCCUGGAGCUGCGGGUCAAAACAGUCAAAUACUUCAAAGGUUUAAUGCACGUUCAUAACAGACUGGUGGACCCAGUGCUCAGCAUAAAGGACCAGUAACACACAGAUCACAGAGGAAGCGAAGUUGAGACAUCAAGGUGGUCAGAUCCCUGGAUGCCACCUGAAUGGACAGCCUUGUUACUCUGGUACCGUCGUAUACCUAAGGAACUGUUGCGCCAGUGUUUCCUGUGCAUAUUGCUCAGUUAAAGACUUGAACUGCCUUUGGAUAAUGCAAGCUUCAGAUCGUUCCCAUCGUUAAUGAGGGGCAAAUACAUGAUCUGGUGUCUUGAAUUUUAAAUGUGAUUAUAAAAAUGGCUGCGCUCCUCAACAGAAGAGUUCGUCCCUCUGAGAUAGUUUGUUUCACGCUUAACAUUUAAGAUAUUGUGCCAUGUUACUGAUUUGAAUCUGUGCUGGUGGUUCAGGUUGGGGUGUGUAGUGAACCAAGCUUUGGCCAAUCGUUGAUGAAAAAAACCAAAGGAACCACCUACAUGAAACAUUAUACCACAUAGAAUCUAUUACACCAGUGAGCACUUAAUGAACAUACUUAUCACAAAUAAAUGUUUGUUUUUUUUGUUUUUUGGUAAAGGUUUUACAUUUAUGUAGCACAUCCACAGUGGGUACAUUUCAGUACUUAUGUCACAAAAUGAUUAGAACUGAAGGUCCACUCAUUUUUCUUUAUUGUCUUUAUUUUUCUCAGUUGUCACCAUGAAACUUCAGUCACGUGUUGAACACUACCAAGUGGUUGUACAUGGUGGGAGGGGGUAACCUCCGUCUCUGUUCAAAGAUAGUCUCUGGUGUCAGAUGAGGAUAAUGGCAUUAGAUCUGUCAUUAGAUCCUUAAUUUGAGUGAGGAAAAGCUGGCUGUACUGAACACAAACGAUGGAAGAAAUGGAAGCGGAGUGGAAUGUGUCCAAAUCAGAAAAAUAACAGGUUACGAAAGAGUUACUCGUCUUUGGUCCAACCUUUAUAUCGUGUCAUACUCAUGUUAAGUAAUAUCAGACAAAAUGGAAAGUAGACCUUGAUGACAUUAUUUACUCCCAGUGACUUUUACUCGCUGUCAUAGUUUCCUCUCGUAGGAUCUGAAUUCAACACUUCACUUGUUAGUCAGAAUUCUUUUCAGCCUUUUGCUUAUGUCCAGUGCAAUAGUGUGACGCGCUCACAGCUGUAGUGUUGGGUUACAACAUUCCUACCUGUGUUUACUUUUAUCAUGAUGUCACUCCCUCUCUUUAUCAGGUUGUUACAAUGACCAGUCAGUGUUUGUGUACUAACAGUAUACUGUAGUUUCUACUCUUUAUUUUGUAAUGACAAUAAAAAAAAAAAAAACUUUGCUAAGAA
This is a messenger RNA of Acanthopagrus latus (yellowfin seabream), 2309 nucleotides long. RefSeq names its product glucosamine-6-phosphate isomerase 2. Gene Ontology annotation, cellular component: cytoplasm. NCBI's taxonomy places the organism in Eukaryota, Metazoa, Chordata, Actinopteri, Spariformes, Sparidae. The coding region runs from base 208 to 1035 and encodes 275 amino acids. The record is from RefSeq and is a predicted model, not a curated record. Gene Ontology annotation, biological process: N-acetylneuraminate catabolic process; carbohydrate metabolic process; N-acetylglucosamine catabolic process. Gene Ontology annotation, molecular function: glucosamine-6-phosphate deaminase activity; identical protein binding. The transcript has 7 exons.